UGAAGCUGGCUAGCUUCAGCGAUGGAACUCGUCACAUUAGUCGCGGCAGUUCUGUGUUCUGCCGGCCCAGUGUUUUCUCGCAGUUUGAACCUUCCCGCCGUUUCUGACACCGACAGGGCGUGCAAGGACGCCCUCAGACCCGACAUUGUUGACAAUGAUCCUACGUACAUCCUGAGUCCAAACUUCGACGGCAUCAACAGAUAUCCUGCUGGUGCGUUGUGCAUAUGGACAUUGCGUGCUCCGCCAGGGAAGGUGAUCAAUUUGGCGUUCGAAGAGUUCUCGUUGCAAGACUCGCUGGACUGCGUCCGGGACCGAGUGGCCCUGUACGCCGGCGAGUGGCGGCCGCCGCCCCAGCACCGGCAGCAGUUGGCCGAGAAGCAGCAGAACGCGGUCGCGCUGGGCUCGGCGAUCGAGGAGCAGGGAUCGGCGGCCCUCCUGGCUCGCUGGUGUGGACCAUGGUUGCCACGCGACUACGCGCUUACGCCAAACGCCGCGGCCACGCUCGUCUUCUCCUCCGGAAGGCUGGGCACACCGGGACUGGGGUUCGUGGCACGCUACUACCUCAGCGACGCUCCCGUGAAAGAGCACUGCAAGGGAGAGGAGCUACGAUGCCGCAAUGGUCAAUGCGUGGGCGAACGCAAAAGGUGCGACAGGAAGGACGACUGCGGGGACGGAACAGACGAAGAAAAUUGUGGUGCCGAAGUCAACGGCAUCGGGUCGGAUACCUGUGGCCGACCCCUGGCGGAGCCCUUCAGCUUUCACGUCGAUGAGGACGCGUACAUUGUAGGCGGGAGGAAAGCGAAACCCGAGAGCUGGCCUUGGCAGGCAUCGCUGAAGCUGGCAGAGGACCCCGUGUACGGACACAAGUGCGGCGCCACCCUCGUCGACAGGCUGUGGCUGGUAUCGGCGGCACAUUGUUUCCGCACGUGGGGAGAGCCGUCGGAUUGGGUCGUUUACGUUGGAAAGUACAACCUCUUUGAGGAAGAAUCAACGCAGCAGCUGCGCUACGUAGAGUCUAUCUUCAUUCAUCCUGGCUACCAGAUGGCUGUAAAACCCGUGCUGGUCGAAAACCGCAAAGAUCACGACAUAGCGUUGAUCAAGCUCAACGCACCGGUGACGCUCAAUGGACAGGUGCAGCCAAUAUGCUUGCAGGAGCUACCCGACCUCGCCGAUAACACGACGUGCUACGUCACAGGGUGGGGUGCGACCCGCGAGGCCGAGAUGAGCCCCGUGCUGAAGCAGGCCGCCGUGCUGGUGCUUCCACUGGACGAGUGUGCCAGCUAUUACAACGGUACUUGCGUGAUCAACCAGCUCAUGUACUGCGCGGGCUACGAGGACGGCCGACACGACUCUUGCCACGGUGACAGCGGAGGGCCCCUGGUGGUCAAACAGGGAGGCAGUUGGCAACUGGCCGGUGUCAUCUCGGGUGGACUCCGAUGCGGCGAGCCGCGACACCCAGGCAUCUACACCAAAGUGACACCUCACUACUCUUGGAUACGCGACGUCAUAGCAGGAAACGUUACGCACUCCUGACGUCACUCUCGCCGGAACGUUGGACGGUGCAUAGAGAGCAAGAGUUAGGACCGAGCAACGAAUCGUGCACGCGUUUGAUAACGCAAGCAUCGCACCCGUGGUUUACUUGUUAUACAAGGACGUACACAGCACAGUAAAAACAUCAACGAAAAAAGCUUA
Molecule: messenger RNA, 1692 nt
Organism: Rhipicephalus microplus (southern cattle tick)
Lineage: Eukaryota; Metazoa; Arthropoda; Arachnida; Ixodida; Ixodidae
Product: transmembrane protease serine 9
Biological process (GO): proteolysis
Molecular function (GO): protein binding; serine-type endopeptidase activity
Source: RefSeq, a predicted model, not a curated record